UUCCUCCUCUCUACUCCCCCUCCCCCACCAAUUCCUCAGCUCCAAGAGAGGCAGAGAGAGAGAGAAGGAGAGAGAGAAGGAGAAGAAGAAGAAGAAGAAGAAGAAGAAGGGAAGGGGAGAGAAGGAGAUGGGGAUCGUGGAGGAGGCGCAUAACGUUCGGGUGGUGGGGAGGGGGGAGAGGACGAUCGUGCUGGCGCACGGGUUCGGGACGGACCAGUCGGUGUGGAAGCAUCUGGUGCCGCAUUUGGUGGAGGAUUGCCGGGUGGUGCUGUUCGACAACAUGGGGGCCGGGCCCACCAACCCGGACUACUUCGACUUCGAGCGCUACGCCACGCUGGAGGGCUACGCCCUCGACCUCCUCGCCAUCCUCGAGGAGCUCCGCAUCGCCUCCUGCACCUUCGUCGGCCACUCCGUCUCCGCCCUCAUCGGCGCCAUCGCCUCCGUCUCCCGCCCCGACCUCUUCUCCAAGAUCGUCAUGCUCUCCGCGUCCCCCAGGUAUCUGAAUGAUGUGGACUACUUCGGGGGAUUUGAACAGGAAGAACUGGACGAGCUUUUUGAUGCCAUGAGAUCUAACUAUAAGGCAUGGGUAUCUGGAUUUGCUCCAUUAGCUGUGGGAGGAGAUUUGGAGUCGGUAGCUGUUCAGGAGUUCAGCCGAACACUCUUCAAUAUCCGUCCUGACAUUGCCUUUAGUGUCGCACAAACAAUAUUCCAAAGUGAUGUAAGGCAUCUCCUAGGCCAUGUUACAGUACCUUGUCACAUCCUGCAGAGUAGCAAGGAUCUUGCAGUGCCUGUUGUGGUAUCUGAGUACUUGCAUAAGAACCUCAGGGCUAACUCCAUUGUUGAAGUUAUGCCCUCAGAAGGCCACCUUCCACAGUUGAGCAAUCCAGAAAUAGUCAUUCCUGUUCUGCUUAGGCACAUACGGUUUGACAUAGAAGUCUAAGAAGACUCCACAGAGCUAAAAUAAGCUGUGUAUUCUCCCCUUGUUAGCAGCAUAAGAUGCUCUUGUUUGAAUUGCAAUUUGCAAAUAAGAUUUCAGACUUUCCAAAACUGUUGUAAUGCUAGGCAAAGUCCCAACUGAAGUUGUAUAUUAACAUUGCAGAUAUUCUGUUACAGGCCCACCUUCUUCUGUUGUGAAGUUUGCUUGCA
This is a messenger RNA of Phoenix dactylifera (date palm), 1146 nucleotides long. It is a transcript of the gene KAI2, whose product is annotated as alpha/beta-Hydrolases superfamily protein. Lineage: Eukaryota; Viridiplantae; Streptophyta; Magnoliopsida; Arecales; Arecaceae. The record is from RefSeq and is a predicted model, not a curated record.